AUGGCGGCAGACGUGGUCUGCAGGAUUUUGAACUGUGGGACAUCUGAGUCGGUAACAACAGAUGCCUCCUACGGAGAGGGCACUGGGAAGAUCUGGCUGGAUGGGGUGAAGUGUAACGGGACAGAGCCUGCUCUCGACCAGUGCCCUGCCAGCCCAUGGGGGGUGAAUAACUGUUCCCACGCAGAGGACGCUGGAGUCUCCUGCACAGGCCCGGUCCCCGUCCGGCUGGUGAACGGGAACGUGUGCUCUGGGAGAGUCGAGGUCUAUCAUAACUCUACCUGGGGCACCGUCUGUGGCAGUAGCUGGAAUAGGAGUGAAGCGGACGUGGUCUGCAGGAUUUUGAACUGUGGGACAUCUGAGUCGGUAACAACAGAUGCCUCCUACGGAGAGGGCACUGGGAAGAUCUGGCUGGAUGGGGUGAAGUGUAAGGGGACAGAGCCUGCUCUCGACCAGUGCCCUGCCAGCCCAUGGGGGGUGAAUAACUGCUCCCACGCAGAGGACGCUGGAGUCUCCUGCACAGGCCCAGUCCCCGUCCGGCUGGUGAACGGGAACAACAUGUGCUCUGGGAGAGUCGAGGUCUAUCAUAACUCUACCUGGGGCACCGUCUGUGGCAGGAGCUGGAAUAGGAGUGAAGCGGACGUGGUCUGCAGGAUUUUGAACUGUGGGACAUCUGAGUCGGUAACAACAGAUGCCUCCUACGGAGAGGGCACUGGGAAGAUCUGGCUGGAUGGGGUGAAGUGUAAGGGGACAGAGCCUGCUCUCGACCAGUGCCCUGCCAGCCCAUGGGGGGUGAAUAACUGCUCCCACGCAGAGGACGCUGGAGUCUCCUGCACAGGCCCGGUCCCCAUCCGGCUGGUGAACGGGAACAACAUUUGCUCUGGGAGAGUCGAGGUCUAUCAUAACUCUACCUGGGGCACCGUCUGUGACAGGAGCUGGAAUAAGAUGGCGGCAGACGUGGUCUGCAGGAUUUUGAACUGUGGGACAUCUGAGUCGGUAACAACAGAUGCCUCCUACGGAGAGGGCACUGGGAAGAUCUGGCUGGAUGGGGUGAAGUGUAAGGGGACAGAGCCUGCUCUCGACCAGUGCCCUGCCAGCCCAUGGGGGGUGAAUAACUGCUCCCACGCAGAGGACGCUGGAGUCUCCUGCACAGGCCCGGUCCCCGUCCGGCUGGUGAACGGGAACAACAUCUGCUCUGGGAGAGUCGAGGUCUAUCAUAACUCUACCUGGGGCACCGUCUGUGGCAGGAACUGGAAUAGGAGUGAAGCGGAUGUGGUCUGCAGGAUUUUGAACUGUGGGACAUCUGAGUCGGUAACAACAGAUGCCUCCUACGGAGAGGGCACUGGGAAGAUCUGGCUGGAUGGGGUGAAGUGUAACGGGACAGAGCCUGCUCUCGACCAGUGCCCUGCCAGCCCAUGGGGGGUGAAUAACUGUUCCCACGCAGAGGACGCUGGAGUCUCCUGCACAGGCCCAGUCCCCGUCCGGCUGGUGAACGGGAACAACAUGUGCUCUGGGAGAGUCGAGGUCUAUCAUAACUCUACCUGGGGCACCGUCUGUGGAAGGAGCUGGAAUAGGAGUGAAGCGGACGUGGUCUGCAGGAUUUUGAACUGUGGGACAUCUGAGUCGGUAACAACAGAUGCCUCCUACGGAGAGGGCACUGGGAAGAUCUGGCUGGAUGGGGUGAAGUGUAAGGGGACAGAGCCUGCUCUCGACCAGUGCCCUGCCAGCCCAUGGGGGGUGAAUAACUGCUCCCACGCAGAGGACGCUGGAGUCUCCUGCACAGGCCCGGUCCCCAUCCGGCUGGUGAACGGGAACAACAUUUGCUCUGGGAGAGUCGAGGUCUAUCAUAACUCUACCUGGGGCACCGUCUGUGGCAGGAGCUGGAAUAGGAGUGAAGCGGACGUGGUCUGCAGGAUUUUGAACUGUGGGACAUCUGAGUCGGUAACAACAGAUGCCUCCUACGGAGAGGGCACUGGGAAGAUCUGGCUGGAUGGGGUGAAGUGUAACGGGACAGAGCCUGCUCUCGACCAGUGCCCUGCCAGCCCAUGGGGGGUGAAUAACUGCUCCCACGCAGAGGACGCUGGAGUCUCCUGCACAGGCCCGGUCCCCGUCCGGCUGGUGAACGGGAACAACAUGUGCUCUGGGAGAGUUGAGAUCUAUCAUAACUCUACCUGGGGCACCGUCUGUGGAAGGAGCUGGAAUAGGAGUGAAGCGGACGUGGUCUGCAGGAUGUUGAACUGUGGGACAUCUGAGUCGGUAACAACAGAUGCCUCCUACGGAGAGGGCACUGGGAAGAUCUGGCUGGAUGGGGUGAAGUGUAAGGGGACAGAGCCUGCUCUCGACCAGUGCCCGGCCAGCCCAUGGGGGGUGAAUAACUGCUCCCACGCAGAGGAUGCUGGAGUCUCCUGCACAGGCCCGGUCCCCAUCCGGCUGGUGAACGGGAACAACAUUUGCUCUGGGAGAGUCGAGGUCUAUCAUAACUCUACCUGGGGCACCGUCUGUGACAGGAGCUGGAAUAGGAGUGAAGCGGACGUGGUCUGCAGGAUUUUGAACUGUGGGACAUCUGAGUCGGUAACAACAGAUGCCUCCUACGGAGAGGGCACUGGGAAGAUCUGGCUGGAUGGGGUGAAGUGUAACGGGACAGAGCCUGCUCUCGACCAGUGCCCUGCCAGCCCAUGGGGGGUGAAUAACUGCUCCCACGCAGAGGACGCUGGAGUCUCCUGCACAGGCCCGGUCCCCGUCCGGCUGGUGAACGGGAACAACAUGUGCUCUGGGAGAGUCGAGGUCUAUCAUAACUCUACCUGGGGCACCGUCUGUGGCAGGAGCUGGAAUAGGAGUGAAGCGGACGUGGUCUGCAGGAUUUUGAACUGUGGGACAUCUGAGUCGGUAACAACAGAUGCCUCCUACGGAGAGGGCACUGGGAAGAUCUGGCUGGAUGGGGUGAAGUGUAAAGGAACAGAGCCUGCUCUCGACCAGUGCCCGGCCAGCCCAUGGGGGGUGAAUAACUGCUCCCACGCACAGGACGCUGGAGUCUCCUGCACAGGCCCGGUCCCCAUCCGGCUGGUGAACGGGAACAACAUUUGCUCUGGGAGAGUCGAGGUCUAUCAUAACUCUACCUGGGGCACCGUCUGUGGCAGGAGCUGGAAUAGGAGUGAAGCGGACGUGGUCUGCAGGAUUUUGAACUGUGGGACAUCUGAGUCGGUAACAACAGAUGCCUCCUACGGAGAGGGCACUGGGAAGAUCUGGCUGGAUGGGGUGAAGUGUAAUGGGACAGAGCCUGCUCUCGACCAGUGCCCUGCCAGCCCAUGGGGGGUGAAUAACUGCUCCCACGCAGAGGACGCUGGAGUCUCCUGCACAGGCCCGGUCCCCGUCCAGCUGGUGAACGGGAACAACAUGUGCUCUGGGAGAGUCGAGGUCUAUCAUAACUCUACCUGGGGCACCGUCUGUGGAAGGAGCUGGAAUAGGAGUGAAGCGGACGUGGUCUGCAGGAUGUUGAACUGUGGGACAUCUGAGUCGGUAACAACAGAUGCCUCCUACGGAGAGGGCACUGGGAAGAUCUGGCUGGAUGGGGUGAAGUGUAAGGGGACAGAGCCUGCUCUCGACCAGUGCCCGGCCAACCCAUGGGGGGUGAAUAACUGCUCCCACGCAGAGGACGCUGGAGUCUCCUGCACAGGCCCGGUCCCCAUCCGGCUGGUGAACGGGAACAACAUUUGCUCUGGGAGAGUCGAGGUCUAUCAUAACUCUACCUGGGGCACCGUCUGUGGCAGGAGCUGGAAUAGGAGUGAAGCGGACGUGGUCUGCAGGAUUUUGAACUGUGGGACAUCUGAGUCGGUAACAACAGAUGCCUCCUACGGAGAGGGCACUGGGAAGAUCUGGCUGGAUGGGGUGAAGUGUAAGGGGACAGAGCCUGCUCUCGACCAGUGCCCUGCCAGCCCAUGGGGGGUGAAUAACUGCUCCCACGCAGAGGACGCUGGAGUCUCCUGCACAGGCCCGGUCCCCGUCCGGCUGGUGAACGGGAACAACAUGUGCUCUGGGAGAGUCGAGGUCUAUCAUAACUCUACCUGGGGCACCGUCUGUGGAAGGAGCUGGAAUAGGAGUGAAGCGGACGUGGUCUGCAGGAUGUUGAACUGUGGGACAUCUGAGUCGGUAACAACAGAUGCCUCCUACGGAGAGGGCACUGGGAAGAUCUGGCUGGAUGGGGUGAAGUGUAAGGGGACAGAGCCUGCUCUCGACCAGUGCCCGGCCAACCCAUGGGGGGUGAAUAACUGCUCCCACGCAGAGGACGCUGGAGUCUCCUGCACAGGCCCGGUCCCCAUCCGGCUGGUGAACGGGAACAACAUUUGCUCUGGGAGAGUCGAGGUCUAUCAUAACUCUACCUGGGGCACCGUCUGUGGCAGGAGCUGGAAUAGGAGUGAAGCGGACGUGGUCUGCAGGAUUUUGAACUGUGGGACAUCUGAGUCGGUAACAACAGAUGCCUCCUACGGAGAGGGCACUGGGAAGAUCUGGCUGGAUGGGGUGAAGUGUAACGGGACAGAGCCUGCUCUCGACCAGUGCCCUGCCAGCCCAUGGGGGGUGAAUAACUGCUCCCACGCAGAGGACGCUGGAGUCUCCUGCACAGGCCCGGUCCCCGUCCGGCUGGUGAACGGGAACAACAUGUGCUCUGGGAGAGUCGAGGUCUAUCAUAACUCUACCUGGGGCACCGUCUGUGGAAGGAGCUGGAAUAGGAGUGAAGCGGACGUGGUCUGCAGGAUGUUGAACUGUGGGACAUCUGAGUCGGUAACAACAGAUGCCUCCUACGGAGAGGGCACUGGGAAGAUCUGGCUGGAUGGGGUGAAGUGUAAGGGGACAGAGCCUGCUCUCGACCAGUGCCCGGCCAACCCAUGGGGGGUGAAUAACUGCUCCCACGCAGAGGACGCUGGAGUCUCCUGCACAGGCCCAGUCCCCAUCCGGCUGGUGAACGGGAACAACAUUUGCUCUGGGAGAGUCGAGGUCUAUCAUAACUCUACCUGGGGCACCGUCUGUGGCAGGAGCUGGAAUAGGAGUGAAGCGGACGUGGUCUGCAGGAUUUUGAACUGUGGGACAUCUGAGUCGGUAACAACAGAUGCCUCCUACGGAGAGGGCACUGGGAAGAUCUGGCUGGAUGGGGUGAAGUGUAACGGGACAGAGCCUGCUCUCGACCAGUGCCCUGCCAGCCCAUGGGGGGUGAAUAACUGCUCCCACGCAGAGGACGCUGGAGUCUCCUGCACAGGCCCGGUCCCCGUCCGGCUGGUGAACGGGAACAGCAUGUGCUCUGGGAGAGUCGAGGUCUAUCAUAACUCUACCUGGGGCACCGUCUGUGGAAGGAGCUGGAAUAGGAGUGAAGCGGACGUGGUCUGCAGGAUGUUGAACUGUGGGACAUCUGAGUCGGUAACAACAGAUGCCUCCUACGGAGAGGGCACUGGGAAGAUCUGGCUGGAUGGGGUGAAGUGUAAGGGGACAGAGCCUGCUCUCAACCAGUGCCCUGCCAGCCCAUGGGGGGUGAAUAACUGCUCCCACACAGAGGACGCUGGAGUCUCCUGCACAGGCCCGGUCCCCAUCCGGCUGGUGAACGGGAACAACAUUUGCUCUGGGAGAGUCGAGGUCUAUCAUAACUCUACCUGGGGCACCGUCUGUGACAGGAGCUGGAAUAGGAGUGAAGCGGACGUGGUCUGCAGGAUUUUGAACUGUGGGACAUCUGAGUCGGUAACAACAGAUGCCUCCUACGGAGAGGGGACUGGGAAGAUCUGGCUGGAUGGGGUGAAGUGUAACGGGACAGAGCCUGCUCUCGACCAGUGCCCUGCCAGCCCAUGGGGGGUGAAUAACUGCUCCCACGCAGAGGACGCUGGAGUCUCCUGCACAGGCCCGGUCCCCGUCCGGCUGGUGAACGGGAACAACAUGUGCUCUGGGAGAGUCGAGGUCUAUCAUAACUCUACCUGGGGCACCGUCUGUGGCAGGAGCUGGAAUAGGAGUGAAGCGGACGUGGUCUGCAGGAUUUUGAACUGUGGGACAUCUGAGUCGGUAACAACAGAUGCCUCCUACGGAGAGGGCACUGGGAAGAUCUGGCUGGAUGGGGUGAAGUGUAAAGGAACAGAGCCUGCUCUCGACCAGUGCCCGGCCAGCCCAUGGGGGGUGAAUAACUGCUCCCACGCACAGGACGCUGGCGUCUCCUGCACAGGCCCGGUCCCCGUCCGGCUGGUGAACGGGAACGUGUGCUCUGGGAGAGUCGAGGUCUAUCAUAACUCUACCUGGGGCACCGUCUGUGGCAGUAGCUGGAAUAAGAGUGAAGCGGACGUGGUCUGCAGGAUUUUGAACUGUGGGACAUCUGAGUCGGUAACAACAGAUGCCUCCUACGGAGAGGGCACUGGGAAGAUCUGGCUGGAUGGGGUGAAGUGUAAGGGGACAGAGCCUGCUCUCGACCAGUGCCCUGCCAGCCCAUGGGGGGUGAAUAACUGCUCCCACGCAGAGGACGCUGGAGUCUCCUGCACAGAGUCGUGCGUUGAAGAACUGGAGUUGAAUCUGGAUGACCUUUGGUGCGUACGGGAGAAUGAGGAGAUGAUGGAUAGAAGCCCCUAA
Molecule: messenger RNA, 6588 nt
Organism: Hypanus sabinus (Atlantic stingray)
Lineage: Eukaryota; Metazoa; Chordata; Chondrichthyes; Myliobatiformes; Dasyatidae
Product: deleted in malignant brain tumors 1 protein-like
Exons: 22
Coding region: 1-6588 (2195 amino acids)
Cellular component (GO): membrane
Source: RefSeq, a predicted model, not a curated record